GAGCCUCAAAAUCGUGUGUCCCGGGCGGGGCCUUCCCUUCACUUCACUCUUCCAAGGAGGGAAAAAAAACCACUUUUUUCUACUAAUUUUCUUCGAUUUCAACGAUCAAGAAAAGCCUUUAAUCUCUCUUUCUACAUUAAAACCCUCAAUUCUUGCAGUUGUUGUAGCAGUAAAUCUUUCCUUUCCUCAUUCAUUGCUUUGAACCAUUACCUACUACCCCCCUCCCCCCACCCUCUUUCUCCCCCCUCAUCUGACCAUGCUACUGGCUAGUUUUAAGCUCCCAGCUGUACAUUCUUAAUUUCAGCCCACCCCUUAUUAAUGGCGGUUGAGGAAAUAAGUUGUAUGCAAGAAAAGUGUAGUAAAGUUUGUCAGAUCUGUGGUUUAAUUCCAUUUUAGACAGCCCAUUUGUUUUUCUUGAACACAUUGUCUGAUUUUUCAUUGUUUUGAAGAGAGAGAGGGGGGAGAGAGAGAAAUGUGGGUGGUGAGUUAUUGUAUGUGAUUAUACUGUUUUGUUUGUGGUGGUGGUGGUGGUUUUUGGUUUAGAGUGGCGGGCGAUAGUUAAAUGAUGUCAACAGAAAUGGGGGGUGGCGGUGGUCGAGGAGGAGGAGGAAUGGUGGCUGGCGGCGGUGGGAAUAUUGAUCCAAGCAACCUACAUUUGAAGAAAGAAUUGACACAAAUACGGAAGGCGGCUAGAGUGUUGAGGGACCCCGGCACCUCCUCGACGUGGCGGUCACCGCUGAAUUCGGCGAGAUCCCUCAGCAAGCAUCAUUAUGUGCAUCACCACAAGAAUGGCCAGGUUGAUGGUAAUUCUGUUGUUUCUUCAUCUGAACAGUUUUUGCAAGUCCCAAGUAAUAGUAAAAAUUAUGGUAGUGGUAAUGUAGGUACUGAGAAGGGCAAUUUGAUUGCGAAAGAGAAAGAGAGGAGGGUGUUUUUGUAUAAUUGGAGGAGUCAGAAAUCCGAGAGUGAAAGAAGUAAGCAGAUUGGUGAGGAUGAUGUUGAGAAUAUUAAGGAUGACGGGUCGUAUUCGUCUCACGAUGAGAGUGUGGAUGUGGAUAGCUUGAGUGAUGCAAGGAAUGGUGGUGAAAAUGAUUCAAAGAGUGAUACUUAUUUGAGUGAGAAGUAUUCUUCAGCCAUCUUUAAGUGUAGAAACACAGAUUUUACUCCAUCCAUUCGGCGCACGAUUAAGAAAAAGUCGAGGAGGAGUAAUUGUUCUAAUGCUAGUCUGAGGCAUCACAAAGAAAAGUUGCAAAAGCACAUCAUACUGAGUAGAUGCGCGAAAGAUGUCGUUGAGGGUUUGCCCGGUUUAGUUUUAGGAAGGGAAGAUUUGGUUGAUCAAUCUGAUGAUACUGAAGAUUACUGUAAUUCUGAGGAUUUGAGGAGGGCCUCUGCACUUUCGCCGUUGCUUGCAAGGCUAAAAAAUAAGGGUUGGCCUAAUUCAUCAACAAAGUUGUUGAGGAGUGAACAGAAAGAGGAUGACUCUAUAUCAUAUAGCACACCAGCAUUGUCGACGAGCUCUUACAAUAAGUAUGGUGCUAGGAAACCGAGUAUGGUUGAAUCUUGGGAUGCGGCCACAGGAUCAUUUAACGACGCAGAUGAUGAGGUGGAAGACCAGUUGGAUUUGCCUGGGCGACAUGGAUGUGGAAUUCCUUGUUAUUGGUCAAGAAGGUCGACACCAAAGUCCAGGGUAGGAUAUCGGAGUUGUUGUUCCCCGUCUCUUUCUGAUACUUUGAGAAGGAGAGGAAGCAGCAUUUUUUGUGGAAGCCAGUCUGUGCAUCAAAGAAGACAUCAUCGCUCAUCUUUGGUAUCCAACAAAAGGAGAUUGGGUUCUAGGACAGGGGGUCAAAGUCUCGUGCCUCUUCUUACCAACAGUGCUAAUGGCCAAGGAGGAUCAUCCAUGGGCAGUGGCAACAGCGACGACGAGCUCUCCACAAAUUUUGAAGAGCUUGAUUUGGAGGCUUUGAGUCGGUUGGAUGGAAGGAGGUGGUCAAGUUGUCGGAGCCAAGAAGGUCUAGAGCUAGUAGCUCUUAAUGGGGAAGUACAUGACGAAAGUUCUCCUGAAAAUGCCAGGAGCCUAAGCCACAAAUAUAGGCCAAUGUUCUUCGAUGAGCUUGUUGGGCAGAAUAUAGUUGUUCAAUCUCUUAUGACUGCAGUCUCAAGAGGAAGAAUUGCCCCUGUUUAUCUUUUCCAAGGUCCGCGUGGAACAGGAAAGACUUCUUCAGCAAGAAUUUUUGCUGCUGCUUUGAAUUGCCUUGCCACUGAAGACACAAAACCCUGUGGGGUCUGCAGGGAAUGUGCUGAUUUCAUCUCUGGCAAGAGCACGUGUCUUAGAGAAGUAGAUGGUUCCAAUAAAAAGGGAGUUGGCAAAAUCAAAAUUCUCUUGAAAAGCCUAUCAGUGGUUCAUCCAUCGGCCCCUUCGUUGUUCAGGGUUUUUGUUGUUAACGAAUGCCAUUUAUUGCCCUCGAAGACGUGGCUGACAUUUCUUCAACUUCUUGAGAAGCCGUUGCCGCAUGUCGUUUUCAUACUUAUAACCACCGACAUUGACAAUGUGCCACGGACUAUAUUGUCGCGAUGUCAGAAGCAACUUUUCAACAAAAUCAGCAAUGGCGACAUUGUUGCACGGUUAAGUAAGAUUGCCGAUGAUGAGAACAUGGAUGUUGAGUCAGAUGCAUUAGAGCUGAUUGCUUCGAAUGCAGAUGGUUCUCUACGAGAUGCAGAAACCAUGUUAGACCAGCUGAGUCUGUUUGGAAAAAGAAUCACCAUCUCCUUGGUGAAUGAGCUUAUAGGGGUUGUUUCAGACGAGAAAUUACUCGACCUGCUGGAGUUAGCCAUGUCUUCAAAUGCGACGGAAACAGUAAUAAGAGCUAGAGAAUUGAUGGAUUCAGGAGUGGAUCCAAUAGUUCUAAUGUCUCAGAUGGCGACCCUCAUCGUAGAUAUUAUUGCUGGAACUUACCCAAAUGUUGACGGCAAGCCUGAUUCUUUCUUCGGGGGAAGAAACUUGUCCGAAAGAGAAUUAGACAGACUGAAGCAUGCAUUGACCCUUCUCUCUGAGGCAGAGAAGCACCUGAGAGUUGCGAGUGAACGUUCAACAUGGUUUACAGCAACCCUUUUACAGUUAGGUUCUGUGGCUUCACUGGAUCGAACCCACUCUGGCAGUAGUCGGCGACAGAGCUCCAAGGCAACCGACGAGGACCAUGUAAUUAGGCUUAGAGAAUCUACUGCCCAGAAGCAAAGAACUGAUUCUCAGUUGGAACCUGAAAAAUCAGCUUCACCCUCCAAAUCCUUUCCAAGAGUGGCUCACCGGAACUCGACGAGCAAAGAUAAUCCCGUCCAACAGACUGAAGCCUCCAGUUUCAAUCCCAAUCCCAAUCAAAGCCAAUUUAUCAAUAGCGAAGCACUGACAGCCUCACAAGGUGAUGGAAACGGGGGGAGAAUUGCUUCAAGAUGCGUGAACUCAAAGAUGUUGACUAACAUCUGGCUUCAGUGCAUUGAAAAGUGCCAUUCCAAGACACUGAGGCAACUUCUUCAUGCUCAUGGAAGGCUUGUGUCAAUAUGUGAAGCUAAAGGAGGUUUUGUAGCUCAUGUUGCAUUUGGGGAUAGAAAUAUUAAAACUCGCGCAGAGGGUUUUCUCAGCAGCAUCACUAACUCAUUCGAAAUGGUUUUACAACGGAAUGUGGAUGUUAAGAUAAUCAUUCUACCUGACACCUUGCUUCAGAAGCAGACAGACAAAAGCACUGCAACGAACCUGGAAAACAAAUCAACACGCUUGAACGUAGCUGUGAGUAAUUGUGAUCUCAACUUCCAUCAGGAGCCGUCGAAGUUGUCAACAGGAAGCUUCAACAUAUAUGGGAGUCAUCAAAUGAAACCUUUCGAUUCCAUAGCUGGAAAUCCAACCAUGAGCGCUUCAAAGGAGAACAAGUCGGGAAUUCCCGUGAAGAGAAUUGAGUCCAUCAUCCACGAGCAGAGACUAGAAACUGCGUGGUUGCAGGCAAUGGAAAAGGGCACUCCUGGAUCGAUGAGCCAUCUGAAACCUGAACGGAAUCAAGUCCUGCCACAGGACAGCACGUACCCUCCAAAUCAAUUGGAGGCAAUGAAUUCUACUGAUGUCUCGGUGCAACACUGGGAGGAUGAGUUAAAUCAUGAAAUCAAAGCACUGAAAAUUAGCGAUGGAGCGGUGCCUCAGAAGGACCAAAUUGGCAGGAGGAUUGAUCAUUACCCCAUCUCCCCAAGCUUGUUGCAUAACAGCAGCUUCGCGAGCAAUUUCAGCAAAGAAAACAUGGGAUAUGAGUCUGGAUCGGGGGCCGGAGGUUGCAGCGGGAUGUUCUGUUGGAACAACACCAGACCUCAAAGACGGGGAAAGGCUAAACAAGGCACUCCUCUGCGUUCGCGCAGAAGCGGUCGGUUCUCGUGGUUCGGAGAGUGCGCAAAAUCAAGGAGGACAGACAGCAGAUACAACAGAUGAUAGAAAAGGACAUUCAGGUUCUUGAGUUUCAGACAGUUCUUGAUCUUACUCUUACUAGGAAAUACUUCAUGCACUUGUGGGCUUGAGCAAAGUCAUUUGUUUGUCCUAUAAAUAUGAUAGGACUCAUUGAAGGAUAUAAAUAUAAUGAUGUAAAGUUAUUACACUUGGACCU
This is a messenger RNA of Sesamum indicum (sesame), 4631 nucleotides long. Its product is annotated as protein STICHEL. NCBI's taxonomy places the organism in Eukaryota, Viridiplantae, Streptophyta, Magnoliopsida, Lamiales, Pedaliaceae. Gene Ontology annotation, molecular function: ATP binding; DNA-directed DNA polymerase activity; DNA clamp loader activity. Gene Ontology annotation, biological process: DNA-templated DNA replication; DNA repair. Gene Ontology annotation, cellular component: DNA replication factor C complex; DNA polymerase III complex. The record is from RefSeq and is a predicted model, not a curated record.